Nerophis lumbriciformis (worm pipefish) is the source of this 2042-nucleotide messenger RNA. RefSeq names its product arrestin red cell-like. Lineage: Eukaryota; Metazoa; Chordata; Actinopteri; Syngnathiformes; Syngnathidae. The record is from RefSeq and is a predicted model, not a curated record. Gene Ontology annotation, molecular function: angiotensin receptor binding. Gene Ontology annotation, cellular component: cytoplasm. Gene Ontology annotation, biological process: G protein-coupled receptor internalization; positive regulation of ERK1 and ERK2 cascade; signal transduction.
CUUCUGUCCUUAUGCCGCGGAAACGGACAGAAAGGGACAGACUGGACCGAAGCAUGCGGAGCAGAAGAGGCAGCUGAAAGGCAGCAGAGGACAUGGGGGACAAAGCAGGGACCAGAGUCUUCAAGAAGUCCAGCCCCAACUGCAAGCUGACUGUUUAUCUGGGCAAGCGGGACUUCAUAGAUCACUUAGAUCAUGUGGAUCCAGUGGAUGGAGUGCUCCUUGUGGACCCAGAGUAUCUCAAGGGUCGCAAAGUGUUUGUAAUGCUGACUUGUGUGUUUCGUUACGGCCGUGAGGACCUGGACGUCUUGGGCCUUUCCUUCCGAAAGGAUCUUUACGUGAGCACUUUCCAGGUUUUCCCUCUCCUGGAUGAGGAGGAGCAGAAACCUUUAAGCUACCUGCAGGAGAGGCUGUUAAAAAAGCUUGGCCAACAUGCCUACCCCUUCAACUUCCGUAUCCCCCAGAACCUGCCCUGCUCAGUUACCCUGCAGCCCGGCCCAGAGGACACUGGCAAGGCGUGUGGCGUGGACUACGAGCUUCAAGCUUUCUGCGCCAACACAGCGGAUGAGAAGCUUCAUCAAAGGAACUCUGUACUCUUAGUGAUCCGUAAGGUGCAGUUUGCGCCAGAGAAGAGAGGGCCACAGCCCAUGGUGGAGACGAGCCGCAGCUUUCUGAUGUCGGAGAGAACUCUGCACCUGGAGGCCUCGCUGGAUAAGGAGCUGUAUUACCAUGGUGAGCCCAUCAGUGUCAACGUUCACGUCUCCAACAACUCCACUAAGACGGUCAAGAAAGUCAAGAUAUCAGUCCGUCAGUAUGCUGACAUCUGUCUCUUCUCCACGGCCCAGUACAAGUGUCCUGUGGCCCAGCUGGAGGCAGAUGACCAGGUUUCUCCCAGCUCCACCUUCUGCCAGGUAUACACACUGACACCCUGCAUGGGCACCAAUAGGGAAAAGAGAGGCCUGGCCUUGGACGGAAAACUCAAACAUGAAGACACCAACCUGGCCUCCAGCACCAUAGUGAAAGAGGGGGACAACAAGGAGAUGAUGGGCAUCUUAGUAUCCUACAGGGUGAAAGUCAAACUGGUGGUGUCUUUAGGAGGGGACAUCGCAGUGGAGCUUCCGUUUGUCCUGAUGCAUCCCAAACCAACGGGCCAGCCCGGCUUGCAGCCAGCGUCUCCCGAGGCUGAUGCUCCUGUUGAUGCAAACCUCAUAGAUUUUGAUAUGAGGUCUUCCUCUCAAGGCGAUGACUUUGUGUUCGAAGACUUUGCCCGCCUACGUUUGACGGGGUCUCAGGUGGACGGCGACCCCCUCUGUUAGCCGCGGCGAGCACAUAGAUAUUCUGCUGUCUUUCAGAGACUCUAAGGGUAUUUUUACAGGUUUUCUAAUGAAGAAAAGCUCUGAUGUCUUACUGCUUAUUUAGUUCUCAAUUUCAAGUGGAUAAUUACGCUACUCACCAAAAGUUAUGAUUAUUUGGCUUUUGGAAAAUUUCAGGAGGAACCUAUAAUUCACUAUUUUAAAACGUGUGAUUGCACGUGUGCAACUGUUGAAUAUUUCACAAUAGCCAAGUGCUGUUGGUCAAUUGUUGUCAUCUUGGUCUCCCAAUGUCAAAAUGUGAACAGCAGAGGGACUGUUUUGAAUACCGUCAGGACACUUAUGGUUCACACACCCGUUGUGAAUGUACUGAAACCUUCAACAGUCGGACAUUCAGAAGUUUAGAGAUGGCUGAAUUAAGUUUACCCAUACUGUGCAUUUCAAUCAGUGUAUUUUAGGUUCAUCCUGAUUUUUUUCAUCAGUAGCAUAUUAGAUUUAUUCUAUACUCUGUGUACUUUUGUAACCCAAAUACAGCGCCUCUUUAUGUUAGUGUUUUAACUGUGGUCAUUUCUGAAGGACUCUCUGCAUAUAAGUCAUUGACUCGCUCAGGUGAUGAUGGAAAAGUAAGGAUCCUAAAUCGUAGGAAGGAAGUAUUUAGACAAAUCCUGCCUCAGUUACGUUACUAGUGAAAAUAUUGACAAAGAUACUCUAUACAUCAUGUUAUUUUCUUCAAAU